This is a messenger RNA of Jatropha curcas, 2989 nucleotides long. It is a transcript of the gene ARF9, whose product is annotated as auxin response factor 9. Gene Ontology annotation, biological process: response to hormone; regulation of DNA-templated transcription. Lineage: Eukaryota; Viridiplantae; Streptophyta; Magnoliopsida; Malpighiales; Euphorbiaceae. Gene Ontology annotation, cellular component: nucleus. Gene Ontology annotation, molecular function: DNA binding. The record is from RefSeq and is a predicted model, not a curated record.
AGACGCGCGCGAAGCGGUUUUGUGGGGAUUCCUUGUAACGGCGUUUUAUGUUUGAUACUUGUCCAGAGGGAAAUAAAUAUUUUUAGAGAGAGAGAGAGAGAGAGAGAGAGAGAGAGUGGUUUUACGAGUUGGGAAGAGUGGUUUUGUAACGGUUGAAGUGGUUUUGCGUUACGGGUUUGGAUCUCGGGAUUGUUACUAAGACAGAAAUAGAAAGUAACGGGUGUUAUAGUAGGGGAAAAGUCGGAGACUUUGUAUCAUAAAGCGGUAUUUAACGGCUUGUUAAUAAUAAUUAUUGUUAUUAUUGAGGUUUAUUUUGGGGAUUUAAGUGUGUAAUAAUGAGGUGAAUUAAAGGUAUAAAGAGAAUUUCCAUUUUUUUUUAUCUUGUGGGCGUUGAAUUUAUUUGGUGGCUUUCCUUUUGGUGUUGACUUGGUGAGCUUUGGUUCAAAAAUGAUGGCUGCGAAUCGAGGUGGGUCGUUUUCUCAGGCAAACAAUGAAGGUGGGGGCGGGGAUGAUCUGUAUACCGACCUAUGGAAGGCAUGUGCUGGCCCACUUGUGGAUGUUCCUCGCAAUGGGGAGAGAGUGUUCUAUUUUCCACAGGGUCAUAUGGAACAGUUGGAAGCAUCAACAAAUCAGGAGUUGAAUCAGAGGGUUCCGUUGUUUAAUUUGCCAUCGAAGAUCCUCUGUCGUGUCAUUCAUAUUCAGCUACUGGCGGAGCAAGAAACGGAUGAGGUGUACGCGCAAAUUACUCUGCUGCCAGAACCUGAUCAACCUGAGCCUACUAGUCCUGAUCCAUGCCCAACUGAGCCAUCAAGACGUCCUACAGUUCACUCAUUCUGUAAGGUGUUAACUGCCUCUGAUACAAGCACUCAUGGAGGUUUUUCCGUUCUUCGUAAACAUGCAACCGAAUGCCUUCCACAGCUGGACAUGACCCUGCCAACACCAACUCAGGAGUUGGUUGCUAAGGAUCUUCAUGGUUAUGAAUGGCGGUUUAAGCAUAUAUUCAGAGGGCAACCACGGAGGCACUUGCUUACGACUGGUUGGAGUACUUUUGUUACUUCUAAGAGAUUGGUAGCUGGGGAUUCAUUUGUUUUCCUCAGGGGAGAGAAUGGGGAGCUGCGUGUUGGAGUGAGACGUGUUGCUCGUCAACAGAGUAGUAUGCCAUCAUCUGUGAUUUCAAGUCAGAGUAUGCACCUUGGAGUCUUAGCAACAGCAUCUCAUGCUGUUUCAACUCAAACUCUUUUUGUGGUCUAUUACAAGCCAAGGACCAGCCAGUUCAUUAUAAGCUUGAACAAAUAUUUAGAUGCUGUUAACAAUAAGUUUGCAGUGGGAAUGAGAUUUAAGAUGAGGUUUGAAGGCGAGGAUUCUCCUGAGAGAAGGUUUUCAGGAACAAUUGUUGGAGUUGAAGAUUUUUCUCCCCACUGGGUUGAUUCCAAGUGGCGCCACUUGAAAGUUCAAUGGGAUGAGCCUGCAUCUAUUCCUAGGCCUGAUAGAGUUUCUCCAUGGGAAAUAGAACCAUUUGCAGCUUCAGUGCCACCAAGCAUGACUCAACCGGUUGCAGUGAAAAACAAAAGGCCCAGGCCACUGGUUGAAGUUCACACCCUUGAUUUAUCUUCAACUGCAUCGCCACCUUGGAAUUCUCGAUUGACACAGUCCCAUGAUUUAACCCAAUUAAGUGUUACUGCUGAAUGCAAACGAAAUGAAAAUCAUAUGAUAUGGCAUCAUAAGCAAUCAGAUAUUAACAGCCAUAGCAACUCUAUAUCUAGAUCGCCAACCGAGGGGGGUUGGCUAUCUUCUCCUCGUGUGAACGUUUCUCAGCAUCUGUUUCAGGAAGCAACAGAGGAUAGCAAAAGCGUCUCAAACUGGCCUGUUGUCUCAGGCUAUUCAACUCCCCAGUCAGCAAAGUUCAAGAAUGACCCAAUUCUAGAACCAAUAGAGAAAGGGAGAAAAUCUGAGGGAACUACAAGUUACCGAUUAUUUGGCAUUGAGCUCAUAAAUCACUCCACAAGCUCACUUCCUAUUGAGAAGACGCCUGCACAUCCAGCGAGUGUGUCCAGCGGUACUAUUGAAGGGCAUGUUAUGAGUACCUUGUCAGCAUCUGAUUCUGACCAAAAAUCUGAUGUUUCUAAAGAAAAGAAAUCUGAAGAGUUGCAAGUAUCACCAAAAGAUGUUCAGAGCAGGCAAAGUUCAGCUUCCACAAGAAGUCGCACCAAGGUUCAGAUGCAGGGAGUUGCUGUUGGUCGGGCCAUUGACUUGAGCAUGAUAAAAGGGUAUGAUCAGCUUUUAGAUGAGUUGGAGGACAUGUUUGACAUUAAGGGGCAGCUUCACCCUCGGGAUAAGUGGGAAAUCGUAUAUACAGAUGAUGAAGGAGAUAUGAUGCUUGUUGGUGAUGAUCCAUGGCCUGAAUUCUGUAACAUGGUGAGAAGAAUCUUUAUAUGCUCAAGUCAGGAUGUGAAGAAAAUGACUCCUGGAAGCAAACUCCCCGUGUUUUCCCUCGAAGGUGAAGGGACUGUAUUAAGUUCAGAAACAGCUGAUAACUGAAACAUGGAGCAAUCUGUUUCUGCCUUUUUCAUUUUUGUCAUUUUUAAUUUACUUUUAUGCUUGCUUUUGUUGUUUGGUUCCGGGGAUAAGUAGAGGCAUUUAGCGUUUGUAUUUGGACUCUGGAGGAUGGUUGGAGAGAAGGAAGGAACACUGGCUAAUUAGUAAGGCUCAGUUUUUCAGAGCUAACUACUGAAAGGACAUUCUAAAAGAUAGUUAUUGACUGGGUGGGUCUCUAAGGAGUAGUGGAAAUUAAACCUUGUAGGGGCUAGUCUGUACAUUUUUUUGGCAAUUGCUAGUAGUGGGGGUUGAAGGGGUAUAUGUUUCUUGUGUCUGUAAAUAUUUUGUGUUUUGGCAAUGUAAUUUUUUUUUUUUUUCUUUUUGGUUUCUAGAAUGGAAUUUUUAAUGCAAGAAGUUGCAAUGCCAGCUCCAUUGUACUGGGAUUAUUAUUUUA